AUGGAGCCCUAUGAGACGUCGGAUGAAGAGACACAGACUUCGAUGCCUAGCCAAUCAACUUGGUGGAGAAAGCAGGCGUACGAGUAUUACCGUUACUGUAGUGACGACGAUGGGAUCAUUCAAAAGGUCUUUGACAGUCCCAAUCCAGAAGAAUCGAAAACGAGGGGACGAACGAAAACACCCCCUCCAAAGGGAGCUCUUAAACACGGCUCCGCCACCUCAAGUCCUGGUUCUGUCAAAGAUGCGGAAGCUAGAGGAGCUACACCCGUAAGCUUCAAAUCUUCUACACGUCCGCCAAAAUACUUUUUGGAAGGGGAAAAACGUACCAAUUCCUUUUCGAGCGAUGCGUUGGGGCCGACAAAGCUGGAAACCGCACGUUUCAGGUCGCAUGAUAGCGAAGGAGAGACUGCUUGGUACUUCAGCCAGUCACCAUUUGACCUGGACGCACCCCCUCCCGAAACACCGAACCCGAGGAUGUUAGCAACGAUCUACAUCCACAGGAACAUGAAGGAUGGAGCCUAUCAGUUAUGGUUGUGGUGUGAGCGGGAUGGCGGAGGGCUUGCGUGGAAACCAGUAGACCUGGAGAAUGAGCGAGUAGCUCAUCCCAAGAUUGCGGAGCGGGCUUUGAAGUUGACUACGUCGGGAAGGCCUAGUUGGGUGCUCACUAGUACCUUGACUACCUAUUGGUCACGAAAGCCCAGGAGGUCUAGAUCGCGUUCGGUUGCAGCAGGCUCGAUGAACAGUGGUUCCAUUAGUACAGGAACUGAGGUACGGUGA
Molecule: messenger RNA, 777 nt
Organism: Lentinula edodes (shiitake mushroom)
Lineage: Eukaryota; Fungi; Basidiomycota; Agaricomycetes; Agaricales; Omphalotaceae
Exons: 4
Coding region: 1-777 (258 amino acids)
Source: RefSeq, a predicted model, not a curated record